Fundulus heteroclitus (mummichog) is the source of this 2504-nucleotide messenger RNA. Its product is annotated as butyrophilin subfamily 1 member A1. Lineage: Eukaryota; Metazoa; Chordata; Actinopteri; Cyprinodontiformes; Fundulidae. The transcript is spliced from 9 exons. Bases 169 to 1683 code for a protein of 504 amino acids. The record is from RefSeq and is a predicted model, not a curated record. Gene Ontology annotation, molecular function: protein binding.
CUCGCUUCUGGUUGUUUCUUAACAUUUUGGCCAGUGAAGUCGGUAGAGACUGAUUCCAGACCAGAUCGACCCUCCUGUCCUUAGAUUGAAUGGGUGUCUAAUUCCCCGCGUCGUCUGGAAGGACUUUGGCGGAUAUAUUCCUGAUCUUUACAGGGAGGAGGAGACACAAUGGAUAAUGCUGUGAUUGCCGUUUGGUUUCUGCCGCUUUUUUGGCCAAGCUGCGCUGCUCCCGUUUCAGAGACUUUCACGGUCUCAGUUAGGUCUCCUGUCUCCGUCCAGAGAGGCCAUGUCGCUACCUUACCCUGCUGGCUCACUUCCUCUCAGAGUGCAGAAGAUAUGGAAGUGCGCUGGUAUCAAGGGGGUGCUCAGAAGGAAACUUCAAUCCUGCUUUAUAAGGGAAAUGGUGUCGACUAUACAUCCCAGAAAGCUUCGUACGCUGGCAGAAUCUCGUUUGGCUUAAAGGAAGGAACAUCAGGUGGAUUAAAGACAGGUGACAUCAGCCUGAAGCUGCAAAACGUCACAAAUGAAGACACAGGAAAGUACACCUGCUUUGUCAGCAGCCUUGCAGAUUAUGACAGUGCAUCUGUUAGUCUGAUCGUGAGAGAAACCGGGCGUCCUCCUCUCCUUUCAGCCACGAUGAAAGACGAUGACAAAGUUAAUGUGAGCUGUGAAUCUGAAGGCUGGCAUCCGAAGCCUGAGCUACGCUGGUCAGACAGGAGAGAAGCUCUCACUUCUGCCGAUGUGUCGUUCAGCAAAACCUCGGAUGGUCUUUAUACAGUCCGCAGUUGGCUUCUGGUCCCCAGUUCGUCUGAGGUCUCCUGCGCUGUUGGGUUUGCAAGUGAAGUGCCAAAGGAGAUCAAAAUGCAGCUGAAAAAUUCAUUACCAGAAGAGUCUGGAUCCUCCUCGGCUGGAUGGGUGGCCUUUGGGAUACUUCUAGCAGCUGUAUUAGCUGCAUCUGGAGCCCUGUACUUCCUGUACUUCAGACGGAAAGGGGCACAACUCAUGAACAGUCCUGAUGACAUUGAACCACUUUUGUCUAAAGCAACAUGGUCACCAGCAGCUCUGUCAGAAGCUUCUGAGCAUUAUGUGAAUGUUCAACUCGUGGACACCGGCAAUCAGUGGAUAAAAAUCAGGGGUUCUAAACUGAGAGAUAGUGGUGAUGCAAAUCCUCCAGAUGGAGACAGAGUUACCUCCCUCACAGCAGUCAGAGGAUCUCCUGGCUUCACUUCUGGACAACACUACUGGGAGGUUUCCUUAGCACGUUCAUAUUCAGACCCCAAGAAGUCCUGGUGGAUCGGAGUUACAGAUAAACAACAAAUCCCUGAUGAUAAAAGUUUGUCUCCAACCAUAAAUAAUGGAUUCUGGUUCCUGUCUUCUUGCCCCAACCAAGAGCGUACCGUUCAGGUUAACACUGACCCAGAGGUGUACUUUCCUCUAGAGUCAAGACCAAAAACAGUCGGGGUGUAUUUGGACUACGACAAUGGAAAGCUCUCCUUUUAUAAUGUUGAAGGUAAAUCUCUAAUUGGAUCUCUGGCAGCUAAGUUCACAGGAGAACUGUUCCCGCUAUUUAACCCCGGGAAAGGUGACCAAUCGCCUAUGGUGGUGUUACAGAGACCUGAGGAGGUUCAGUCUAACAACGCUAUUCCUGAGGGACAAAUACUGAACGCUGUAUCAAUCAGGUGAGACUGAGAAAUCACAGGCAGAAAGUUAAAAGGGAAACCAAGAAAAAAAACAAAAAUGAUGUGUAGCCUAACGUAGUCCUGCAUGCAAUAAGUCCAAAGUAAAAAUUCUCAAUUUGGGAAAAAAAUUAUCUACAUAUAAAUUAACCUAUUUUACUUCUACUCAACAUAUGUUUCUGAGCUUUAUUAGGUAAAAACAAACAAACAAAACACUAAGCAUGAGUGAGUUAGGACAUUGUUACAGAAAAACAUAUUACAGGCAUUUAGAGUUUUUAAUUAUAUCAUUAUAAAACCCUUCAGUUUUCACUCAGUUGUUUUGGGUUUUAAUGCUAAUCUUUUGGCAUUUACUGCAUGUCAAACCCUCUUUCUCCUACUCAGCUGCAAUUGUAGAAUCAAAGUGAAAAAAGCUCCAUACUUUUCUUUACUUAGUUUGUUAUGCUCUAAAGGCCUUUGCAUGAAAAUUCAAAAACUUUGAUAACUCUGAAAGAUUGUUACGCACAAGCAUGAAUUAUUGAAUUAACGACAGCUCAGUUACGGCUCACGAAGAGUCGAUUAAAAGGGGUGAGACUUAAUUUAUAUUGUCAUAUAAAACUAGUGGACAUUAGUUUGUAUAGAGGCAUCAAUCCCAAUUUGAAUUAAACUUUAGAACAAUGUUUGUUACAAUUUUAUGAUCCAUUUAAAAUAUGCUGCAGGCAAUCACUGAUACUGUGCGCAAAUACUGUGCAAGCUUUGUACCCUUGUCUGCUACCAGAUUCUGCUGAUUGUUUUGAUUAAUACUAAUACAGAGGAUUCAAAUUAAAUUGUUACAAUAAAGGGUAAAAGUCA